Messenger RNA from Labeo rohita (rohu), 2775 nucleotides. It is a transcript of the gene prr5l, whose product is annotated as proline rich 5 like. Gene Ontology annotation, cellular component: TORC2 complex. The record is from RefSeq and is a predicted model, not a curated record. NCBI's taxonomy places the organism in Eukaryota, Metazoa, Chordata, Actinopteri, Cypriniformes, Cyprinidae. Gene Ontology annotation, biological process: TORC2 signaling.
UUAACACGGGACUCCUGCCGUCAAGGUCAACGGUACCCCUGUGCCUCGGCCACUGUUGGGAAGGCCUUGCCAAAACUAAUGAGAGGACCACCGGUCGCAGAGAACAACUACUACUUCUCGCUUCUUUAUUUGCCUGCUCCGGUUCAGAGAAUUAUUGUCCCUUGCCUGACCAAGCACGUGCCUGUCCUCACCUCAACCAGACCAUGGGGUCAUUCCGAAAGCCCAGACCCCGUUUUAUGAGCUCGCCUGUGCUGUCCGACCUCGCCCGCUUUCAUGCCAGCUCGCCAGCUCUGCAGCUGUCCAACGCUAGUGUUUGGAACAGCGUUCAAACGGCUGUUAUUAAAGUCUUCCAAGGUGGGGGGCUACAGGCCAAUGAGCUCUACACCCUGAAUGAAAGCAUAAGGUGGCUUUUGAGGACUGAACUGGGAUCAUUUAUAACUGAAUACUUUCAGGAUCAGCUCCUGAAUAAGGGUCUGACGUAUAUUUUGGAGAAGAUUCAGCUUCAUAACGAUGAAAAUCAUCUCCAAGCGCUAUCUGAGAUGUGGGUGAGGUUUUUCACAGACAUCCUGCCAACUCUUCAAGCUAUUUUCUACCCUGUGCAGGGUCAGGAGUUGACUGUGAGGCAAAUGGCUCUGCUAGGCUUCAGGAACAUGGUUCUGUUGAAGCUUCCUGUGGAGAACAUGUUUCAGGGCUCCUCGUAUCCUCCUCCAAUCACACAGAUGCUGUUGAUCUUGCAGGGCAUUCACGAGCCUAAUGGACCUACACAAGAGUAUUUCCAGCUUGAGAGGCUAGUAGACAUGGUUGUAUCUCCCUACCUGAGUAACUACCUCUACAUGAACCCGGACGAUUCAUCUUCAGGUGAUUGUCCGGAAGGCCUGAGAUUGGUUAACACUUCACACCUUAGUCAACCUGAGAUUAUGGUGACACAUUUUGGCCAAGACUCUUUCCUGGCACCUCUAAUCGAACACGAGGGCGAAGCCUAUUUGGAAAGAACCGGUGGUGUCCGACGCCACACAGUCGCCAAUGUGCAUUCGGACAUCCAGCUCCUGUCUAUGAAAAACAGGAUGUCUUCAGAAAAAGUAGAGGUCGGCGGGGCAACCAGGAUGACCAAGACAGAGAGCAAACGGACACCUAAGACUUUCUGCAGCGAACCAGCCUUUUUUGACUCACGGCCAGGUGGCGUGGAAAUCCUCCGUGGGCAAAGCACUGCAGAGAUAAAGUGUGGCAUAACUAGUUAAGAAGCUUCUCUCUCACGCUAACAGAACGCCCACUGAUAUCUUAUAAAGUUACCAUAACUGAGACAAGCUAGAACGUGUUCGCUUAAUACAAUAUGGACUCUACCGCUGUGGAAAUGUGAGCUGUUUUGUGUGCUAAAUACUGUUUGGCCUGUCAGUUUAGCCUGCUUUUAAGAGCUCAGAGGGCGGAGGUGGGUCGAAGAAGCUUUCGCUUCAGCUCUUUCUUGUAAAGCACGCCAAAAGUCACACUUUUUUUCAUGGAGGUGGUGAACCAAUGUGAAAAUGUGCUUGUGAGCUAGCGGUUUACAAAGGUACAGCAGAUACUGAGACGCACGGGAUCACAAACUAACUACAUUUCUUUACACUUAAUGUGUUUCUUAAGCAGUCUCACUGUUUCAUUUAUUUGUAGUGGAAACUAAUCAUGCUGACAUGAAGAAAAACAAGAUUUUUAGUCUUUUGUUGAACAUUUUGAUUUAUUUUAAGGAAUUUUAAUAUUUAAAAAAAAUCUCACAUUCAAUCGGUGUCUAAAAUAAUGUUGUAUAUUUUUGUAGUAAUAAAUUUAACAAAGUGGUUCUGAAAUCAUUUUGGCAUUUCAUUUUUGUUCUGUACGUCUAAGGUUUGAGUAGAUGUCUUCAGACGUUCAUGUGAGCAUUUCUUUGUGGCUUUGGCAUACAGUUAGAGUUCCUUCAGCAGAUUAGCUGUUAAGGAGCUUUAGAUGCUGUUUUCAACAACAACAUUGCUGUUUCAGCAUGCGAGCUGCCGAAGAGCUUUAUCAAAGACUUUUGACCGCGGAGAAGGAAAGAGCAGAUGGUUAUGUGUCGAAGACAAUGUUUUGUUUGCUUUAUUUUGGAUUUGAUUUUAUUAUUUUAGCUUGGUUGGAUUUGGAAUGUGGGUAUUUUAAAACUUUUGAGUUUGGAGGAAUUUAGAGUGAAAAUGUCACAAUACAAAAAUAAUCUUUUUGGUCAAAACAGAAUAGGCUGUAAAAAAUAUAUAUCUAUGUAAAUAUCAGCUAUUGGUUUUUUUAUUGUUCUAUUAGGUCUGGUAGAAGCCACCAGACUCAUUGUGGAAGUUCCUCUUCUGACUGCUACUGGAAGGAAGUUGAGUGUAAUCUUCUUUGAGGUGAUUAGUUCAGUAAGGCUUUCCUAUUAUGAAGACAGGGAAAUUCUGCAGCUGAAGGGCACGAAUACAUGGGAAGUAAGAAGAAAGAAAUUUUCUGGUCUUUGAUGCCAUCUUCUGGAAGGUUUGCUUGAUUGCAGCUCACAGUCAUUAAAUAAAAAUGAGUUCUGUUUCUUACAUUUCUGUUUUUAGAGUUAAAAGCUGAGAACAGAGUACUACUAUAAUUAAUUAUUAUUUAAAAAUGUCUAUUUUAAAUAAAUGCUGUUCUUUUUAACAUUUUAUUCAUCAAAGAAUCCUAAAAAAAAAAGUGACUGUGACUUUGAAGAAUGGAGAAAUGAUGCUGAAAAUUCAGCUUUGACCACAGGAAUAAAUUAUAUUUUAAACUAUAUUACAAAAGAAAAUCAUUAUUUUAAACUGCAAUAAU